Molecule: messenger RNA, 1292 nt
Organism: Arachis ipaensis
Lineage: Eukaryota; Viridiplantae; Streptophyta; Magnoliopsida; Fabales; Fabaceae
Source: RefSeq, a predicted model, not a curated record
UAAAACACACAUAAAAUCCUAAUCUCCACUGCCACUUACCACCGCCACAUCGCUUCCCCUUUCUUCUAACAUACCAACACACAGCAACAGAAAUUAGAAGUAAGAAAGAAAAGGGAGAGAUCGAUCCUAGAGUGAGGCUGCGAUGGGGAAGAGAGAAGAGAGGAGGGGGAACUGCUGCCGCACCGCCACCGCGUCUUGAUGCCGUCGUCGUCUUCUCGGUGGAGCCGUGCGCGAGAGAGGAAGGUCGAAAGAGAGAUAGUGAUUCGAGAGAGAAGAGGAAGCAGCGCUGUCACCCAGCCGCCUUGCCUCCUUACUGCAGCCGAGUCACCCAUUCCCGUCGCUGUUCCGGCGCCGUGUAGCCAUCACCGCCAUCAUCACGAGCUGCACAUCAUCGCCAUUAGAUCCACGUCGCGUCGCCGUGGCCGGAGCUUCUGCCGCCGCCGAGGAAGCUCGCGAAGGGAGAGAAGGAACUGCGAGCUAGAGGAGCCGUUGUCGUUGCCGUUGUUGCCCCGCCGCUGCCACCGUGACCGCGGGUGGAGUCCGCCGUCGAGCUGUGUGCCGCUGAUGGUGGUGAACCAAACGUUGCCCUUGAUGCUGGAGAAGAACACCGGAGUUGCUGUUCUUGUUCCGAUUCUUCCAUUUUUGAAACUGCAUCAAGGCUUUUUCUAAGAAAUGGGUUCUGAUCUGAAAGUUGAAAUGUCCAAGGAAACUCCUAUUUUUGUUGUUAUUGGUUUAAUUAGUUUUAAUUUAGGUCUUUUGUGAAAUUGUAGCAGUAUAGCACUAAUGCUGUCCGUUCCUUUCUUCUAAUCAGUUUUUAUGUAUAACUGAAAUUGCUCUAAGUUAUUCUUAGUAAUUUAUGUGUGUCAAAAUAGGUAAAAGUUAAUGUUGCAUUCUUUUAGAAUUAAAUUGAAUAAUUAAUAUAUAGUUCAACACAAAGUUAUCAUCAUCGAAUUAUUAUAUUUUAUUGAAAUCAUAUUAAACAACAAGGACUGCUAUAUAGAAUUUGGUUGUGUUAGUGUUAAUUAUUUAAAGUACAACUAAGAGAAGAAAAAUUAAAGUCUUCAUGCAGACUUUCUUUUUCAUUUUUCUGUUGGGAUAAUUUAAUUACUUUCAUACAAUUGGGUUCUAAGUUCUUGUAUCUUGAUGGAGAUAAACUAUGUAGGGAAUGCUUUUUUCUUUUAUCUUUUUCUUUUCGUUUCUUUUAGGAUUAGUAUUUGUUAAUUGAUUAUUUUGUUUUCCUACUCUCGAAUGUUCUUUACCUUCUCUUGAAAUUUGUUUUGGCUUUGUUUUGU